Molecule: messenger RNA, 462 nt
Organism: Mycena indigotica
Lineage: Eukaryota; Fungi; Basidiomycota; Agaricomycetes; Agaricales; Mycenaceae
Exons: 3
Coding region: 1-462 (153 amino acids)
Source: RefSeq, a predicted model, not a curated record
AUGCGACGAACGUUGUUUCCUGCGACCCUGCCCUUUGACCGACCACCCGCUCGUCUGGACCAGCUUGAAGCACGUGGCCGUACUCCGUUCUAUGUCCUUGCAUGGCGAAUUCCGUUCAUGGAUCUUGCCCUGUUCCCCAGAGAAUACAGAGGCAUCGGCGAAUGGUAUAACAACGAAUGGUAUGCGACGAAGCAGAAGCAUGGCAUCAAGCAACAACUGCGAGAGCCAUACGUUCAGGACCGCGUCCGCCCCGGCGACAAGGAUGACGACGUAAUAUACUUUAUCAUUGCCACCAACCGCCGCAAAUCCGACCUCACUCCAGACUCACUCGAUAUUCACGUUGCGAAGGAGCCGCUCCUGGACGUCUACGAGCCAAUGGACAAUCCAGACGUGCAACUAGGCGAUCCUAUAUGGUACCGCGUUGGGUCAUUUGAGGAUCAAGUGCUAUCAACCACUGCUUGA